Molecule: messenger RNA, 5107 nt
Organism: Hypoxylon trugodes
Lineage: Eukaryota; Fungi; Ascomycota; Sordariomycetes; Xylariales; Hypoxylaceae
Product: peroxisomal biogenesis factor 6
Exons: 3
Coding region: 704-4927 (1407 amino acids)
Biological process (GO): protein import into peroxisome matrix
Cellular component (GO): cytosol; peroxisomal membrane
Molecular function (GO): ATP binding; ATP hydrolysis activity
Source: RefSeq, a predicted model, not a curated record
AUUUACUUUUCCAUUUGCGUAACUAAGACAACUCAACCUUAUUAUACCUCUUCGGCUUCUUCCCGAAGACAUAAGUUAGUACAAUAUCACAUGUAUGUCUUGUAUUACUCUUAUAUGUGUGCACGUAUUUUACCACUAAGUAUAGGAUCAUACACACAAUGAUUCGUUACCAACUAUCCGGAUGGUGGUACCUCUUGUUUUGAUAGGUAUCCCCAUGAGCGACCAUUCUUGGGCGAGCCAAGAUACAAUAGUGUUAUCGAUAAGGAAAAAAUAGUCAACUGCCAACUUGAAUGCCAAGAACGUUUGUUUUGAGCCAAACCCAAUUGGCCCAUGCUUAUGCUUCUCUAAAAGGCUAACAACUAUCCUGGUAAUACCGAGGCCAAAAAUAAUUGGAAAUUGGAAAUGCUGCUGCAGAGCCGAACUUUGGGGUGGACUCGGGAAGGAAAGAAGAACCCACGACGUGACAACUUACACCGAGUUGGGUUUUCACUUAUUCUUUCUGGAGAAUUGCCAAGUAGGCGGGAUAGCCCAAUUGCCUAAAUUUUUAAUUUUUGUUUCACUCAUUCGUCUCUACUCAACGCCGUUGUCCUGACAUUGAUCCCCCUUAUGUGCGGCGUCUCGCGAUUUGCGGGGCCUUGAUCUGCCUAAUGAUUCCCGUCACGGCGCGCCGCUCCUAGACAUCUGAAAACCAUACGUCGCGAUCAUGGCUGCCCCAACUCGCGACCCUGCUGCACACCGAAAACGAAGGCGGAGAAGACAAGACAAGCCUGCUAUUUCAGCAAGAUUGGUCUUGGACAAUCAUGUGAAAGGAGAUAUUGGCAUUUUAUCCGAUGAUCUAUUCGCUGAUUUGUUUCCUCACUUACAAGAUGAUACUAGCGAUAGUGAAACCAGCCAAAUUCCCGACAUCUAUCACGUUGCUAUUGCCCCGUGGACACCGUCUUCGAGUCCUCACCGAACGAAUUGGACCAUAGUUCCCGUCGCCAAAUCCACCGCCCUUGCCCACUCCACCGUCCAGUUCUCUCCUUCGUCUCUAGCUUUGCAAAGUUUUGCGACGACGCUGCAGCAGCUUGCACCCUCUAAGCUUUCUAGUCAUAGUAGAAGUGGUAUUGAAAUACUGGUGUUGGAUGUGGCAGCCCUCCCUCUGGAUACCGUCUUCGUAAACCUCGAGAGCGAACUCGUGAAACGACUUGAAAAUGGGGAGGGAACUUUCUUCACCGAUCAUCCAUCUGGCAAGAAGAAAGCCUCUGCAGGGCGUGAGACUCCGACGGAUCAGCUAGCCGCUGCGCUACGUAUUGCUUUGGGAACCUUGAAGGUUGUUCACAACGGAGAUCUCUUCCCUCUUCCGUUACCACCUCAUCCUAUCACACAUGUUCCUCCUACACCAGGCAAAGUAACACUAUGUGAGCCAGUGGCACAAGGUGUUCUAGCACCAACUACGAAAAUUAUAUUAACGAGAGGUCACGGGCAGUCGAAGCCGGCCAGAGCCUCUAUCACGUCACCACAGGCUCUAAACAACGUUGAACAAGAAGAUGACGACACCGCGACCGACCAAUUUUACUCUGCCGCCGAGGAACGUGCCAAACCAGAUACGCAAAAUGAUACGUCAGAGUUCGCUACAGAGACCGAGACAGAGGCCUCAGAACCUGAAAACGAAGACGAGCUCUCGGAUGAUUCAAUGGACGAGAUCAUUUCUCUUCAAGCCCCGACGUUACCAACGACAAAUGCUAGUGGCAUCUCUACCAUGGAACCGGGAACACCAAUGACAAUGACAAUUGGGCGGGGAAGGAAAACAAAUGGCAUUCAUACUCCUACUUCAGUCUUCUCUAGCUUCACUGCUACUACUGCCCGUCCGGAUCGUCCUAAGGGCCGCCUUUUCAAAGCUCAUGGCUUGAUGAACGCAAUACCAAAGGAACUACUUCAUCCUAAGCCGACGGCCGAAGACGACGCAGAAUUACGGGUAUACGUGGACAUUAACUCUUUGACUAGAAUAGGAUGUUUUUCCGGAGAUUGGGUCCGACUUGAGGCCUCGGAAGAACCCCCAACGAACGGCAUUGGCCUCUUCGGUCUAGGUAGCCUCGGCCAACCCGGGAUGGAAGAGCCGGUAUGGCGGCCAGCCAAGGUCUAUGGGCUUCCUGAGGGCUAUUCCCACCGACCCAUGACUAGAAUUCCAAGUGCGAAACAUGAUCACAUCAAUCGACGGCCGUCAUUUUUUGAAUCUCAGAUCCAAAAGCAGGCCGGCCCUGGCGCAUACAUGUCUCCUAUUCUCCUCGCAAACUUAGACAGCGCGCCUUAUGUUCGUUUAUCGCCACUAAAAAGAAUGGCGCAACCACCAAGGCCAGGUCAGCCAAAGAUUACUGGAUCUUCCCGUCCUCCAUAUGCUCGAGAUGUCACCCUCCAGCAAAUACGGACGCCCGUCUCUUCCGAGAAAGCUCUCCAGACCGCCAUAUUUGGUGGCUUGAAGGACCACUUCUCACGCAGUAUACGUGUUGUUAAGUCUGGCGACAUCGUCGGAAUACCCAUCGACACGCAACUUGGACGAACCCUUCAAGAAUCAACUAGUUCUGGUGAUGGCGUUGGAAUUGACGAUAUAGUAGCCCUUGCAACUUCAAAUAGGCCUGGCAUUGGCGCUACGUCGAAACCCGACGGCGUUGCUUGGUUCAAGAUUGCUCAUAUAGAACGUCAGAAAUCUGAGCCAACCGACGAAGACGAAGAAGAUAUUUGGGGUGGGGUGGCUUGUGUUGAUAGUUCUUCUACUCAGAUUGCUCAAUCUGGCGGUACUACUAGCACUGUCCCAGGCACAAAGGACAGCAACUGGCCAUUCUACUUGGGCGUCGAAGAAGCUCCUCAGCCAACAUCUAAUCCCCUCUCUUCAGUAGUCCAGCAACAAGCAAGGUUUACACCGCCUCUGCGAAGACGACUAAGGGAAUUAAUAGCGGCCGCUACGAGUAAACGGGCUGUUCAUCUGAAGAUGCCCCCGAUUGCAGUUCUAUUAGUGUCAACCCAGCGUAACAUUGGUAAGGCUACCAUUGCUGCCGGUGCCUGUGCAGACAUUGGCCUUCACACGUUCACCAUCGACGCUUAUGACAUUGUUAACGAGAGCGGGGCUGGAGGGAGUGACGUCAAAACAGAAGGAUUCUUAAAAGCCCGAGCGGACCGUGCCAUGAGUUGUGGUUCCGAAUGUUGUGCUCUUCUCGUCCGACACAUUGAAGCGCUCACGGCAGAUAGAAUGGUAUCUGCUAUGAAAGAAAUACUCAGCGACGCUAGAGUAUUGAUCGCGACAACAACUGAAGUCGACAAGGUGCCAGACGGCAUUAGGGGCCUUUUCACUCACGAACUUGAAAUGAGUGCUCCUGAUGAGGGUGAACGUGAAGGCAUUUUAAGGUCUAUAAUACAGAACCAAGGGGUGUCUUUAGCGCCUGAAGUUGAACUAAGUGGUGUGGCUAUCAAAACUGCGGCCUUGGUUGCUGGCGAUUUGGUGGACGUGGUUGAGCGCGCGAUAGUUGCACGUGAUUCACGCCUUGAAGUAUUAUCAACAAAGGCUUCGAGCGAUAAUUCAGUGGUUACCGUCCGUGACAUACAAGUGGCGGGAGGCUCAUCUGCAAGGUGUUUGACCAAGGCUGAUUUCGAUAUCGCCGUGGACGCAGCACGGAAGAACUUCGCAGAUGCUAUCGGAGCACCCAAGAUUCCUAAUGUUACCUGGGACGAUGUCGGAGGUCUCAACAAUGUGAAGGAGGCAGUUAUGGAAACGAUUCAAUUGCCCCUAGAGAGGCCGGAGUUAUUCGCCAAGGGAAUGAAGAAGCGCUCCGGCAUCUUGUUUUAUGGACCUCCUGGUACUGGAAAGACACUACUGGCCAAGGCUAUUGCUACAGAGUACAGUCUGAAUUUCUUCAGUGUCAAGGGUCCCGAAUUGCUCAACAUGUAUAUCGGAGAGUCCGAGGCCAAUGUUCGCAGAGUUUUCCAACGAGCUCGAGAUGCGAGGCCUUGUGUUGUCUUCUUUGAUGAGUUGGAUUCAGUGGCUCCGAAGCGAGGAAAUCAGGGCGAUAGUGGUGGCGUAAUGGACCGAAUCGUCUCACAACUUCUCGCAGAAUUAGACGGUAUGUCCGGCGGGGAUGAUGGAGGUGGUGGUGUGUUCGUCAUUGGCGCGACAAACCGACCGGAUUUGCUUGAUCAAGCAUUGUUACGUCCUGGUAGAUUCGACAAGAUGCUCUACCUGGGUGUAUCCGACACGCACGAUAAGCAACUCAAGAUCAUGGAAGCUCUAACAAGAAAAUUCACACUCCACCCAUCUGUCUCCCUGACUACUGUCGCAGAGCACCUACCCUUUACAUAUACCGGUGCCGAUUUCUAUGCGCUGUGUAGCGAUGCCAUGUUGAAGGCGGUUACACGACAGGCUUCUCUAGCGGACGCCAAGAUCCGCGCCAUCAAUGCGGAUCGUGAACAGGCUGGCCAACCCCUCAUAUCCACCGCCAAUUUCUUCGAUCACCAUGCUUCUCCCGAUGACGUCGCUGUCACCGUUACUGAACAGGAUUUCCUCGAUGCAAAUAGGGAACUCAUUCCUAGUGUUAGCGCCGGUGAACUCGCUCAUUACGAGAAAGUUAGGACAACAUUUGAGAAUCAAGACAGUAAACAGCAGCAACAGCAGCAACAGCAACCGGAGGAUAUUGAAACGCCUAAAUUUAUGUUUGAUGGACCGGCGCCUAGGUCAGUAUCGGGGAGCAAAAGCAAGGGUAAAGCCGUGGUAACUCUCGGUAAUGGGAAGGGAAAAGGAAAAGCCGCCGCUACCGCCAGCGACGAUGGCACAGACGAGGAUGAAGAGGCUGCCUACGGAAGCUACGGGGGAAGUGUAAAUGGGAGGUCCAAGGGGAAGGGCAAGGCGGUUGCCAGGUUCCAGGAUGGGACCGCGAGUGAUGAUGAUGGAUUAUAUUAAACCAAGCCGGGAUAUAAUGAUAUGAAUUCGCAUUGAAUCAUGUUGGUCGAGUAAAAAAAGUUGGAUGGGAGCGUUCCGUUCUUACCAGUUUGAUGUAUAGGGGAGAAAUAUGAUGAGGCAAGUAGAUAUGGUAUAUGGUAUAUACUAUUAAUAUGGAGAGGAAUCAUCUCGCCAGAGAAC